ACUUUACAGGUCGAUCUAAAAACCUGUCGACUAAGAGAUGAGCCAUAAGAGAUGACAACUUAUGAGCAUAGGAAUAUACAGUGAAUAAGGAACAUAGAUAAGAAAUAAUGGAUAACUCAACAUCUCAAAAUUAUGACUAAGAGAUAGGAUUUAGGGCCUAAUAAAUAAAUUAGUUAAUAAUCAAGGAACUACAAUUUUAAUUUCAGAAUGAAAAAGGAACGAAUAAUAUUCUAAGACAUACGAACUACUAUAUAAAUACAAAGACAUUAACUGUGAGACCAGUGACGACUGUAGCUCGGACAAAGUGUGCUUGGACUUUAAAUGUGAAGACCCUUGCCUUGGCGUAUGUGGCUUUAACACCGUCUGCCACACAGUCAACAACGUUUAUAUGUGUGCCUGUAAACCAGGUUAUAUAGGCUACCCUUUCAGUGGCUGCUAUCAUGAAGGUCACAUACUUUUAGAAUGUACAAUGAACUCGGAUUGCCCCGAGGAAAUGGAAUGCAAGAACAAACACUGUGGGGAUGUCUGUAAAAACGCUUGUGGACUAAACAGUCAUUGCAAAGGCAUCAGACAUCGUCCAGUCUGCUCUUGCAGUCCAGGACAUGUUUGGGAUCCAUUCUUAGGAUGUCAAAUACAGAAGAUUAAAGAGUGUACAGAACAUUCGGACUGUCUCUCAAAUCGCACUUGCAGCAAUUACGUGUGUGUGGACCCUUGUGACAGUGUCUGCGGUAACAACACAAUCUGCACUGUCGAGAAUCAUACGAUAGCUUGUGCUUGCACACCAGAAUUCAUCGGCAACCCUUUUCAGAACUGUGUAAGUCAAGGUACCAUAGAAUUACAGAAGAAGUACUAUAUUGGAAAAGAAGAGGUGACAUGGACUACUGCUAUUGAACGAUGCCGCAGUAUGGACAUGUAUUUUGCUUCCAUUACAAGCCCGUCAGAACAGGAAGAUAUAAAGAAUGCAGGCAAACAAUCAGGAAUAGCAGGGUUAGUGUGGGUAUCUGGAUCUGACCUGGGCUCAGCAGGUGAGUAUGUGUGGAACUCUACAGGGAAAGGUUUUACGUAUACCAACUGGAAAUAUGGAGAGCCAGAGGUCUCGGAUGAUUAUCGAUGCGUAGCGCUCGAUACCUUUGAUUACAAAUGGCAAACGAGAGGAUGCAACUUUAAACGCUACUAUGCCUGUGAAUAUUUUAGAAGUUAAACCAUCAGAAAGCCACACUAAAUAUUCUAUUUAACAUAUGAUACAAAAAAUCCAAUGUUAUAUCAAAGAAUGUUUUACAAAGUAGGGUAUUCUUGUAUAAGCCUUCUUAAUAUAUUAUACAUUGUGUAAUAAAUAAACGGUUAUUCUUAAACCGUUAUUGUUCUGAC
Messenger RNA from Homalodisca vitripennis (glassy-winged sharpshooter), 1368 nucleotides. RefSeq names its product adhesion G protein-coupled receptor E1-like. The record is from RefSeq and is a predicted model, not a curated record. Lineage: Eukaryota; Metazoa; Arthropoda; Insecta; Hemiptera; Cicadellidae. The transcript has 7 exons. Bases 389 to 1201 code for a protein of 270 amino acids.